Coregonus sp. 'balchen' is the source of this 3060-nucleotide messenger RNA. The record is from the annotation of a GenBank genome assembly. Lineage: Eukaryota; Metazoa; Chordata; Actinopteri; Salmoniformes; Salmonidae.
GAGCACUAUUAUAAUUUAAUGCUGGUGCAUGUAAAGUUCUGAAUGACAACCAACACAGCAGCCAGUGUCAAUGGACCUUCAUCGAGCGAGUAUCCUCAACCACAUGGAUUGUAAUACUGAUGGUCGACAUUCUAAGGAUGAAAAAGUGAAAUCUAUCAAUGAAGAGCGGCUGGACAGUGGCCUCGACUCUCUCAAAGAAGAGGAAUAUAAAGUUGUCGCCGGUGAGCUCGAGCGUCUUCGUGUGGAUUGUUCCCCACCGCAGAGAGACGAAUGCAGCAAUGAACCGUGGAAGGAACAAGUUUCAGAGGAUGGAGACACGUACGUUGAGAAACUAUAAUCAAAUCUGUGGACAUUCAAGUAUUUUUUCCAUGUCCAAGUCUACUAUAAAUAAUGCAUUAUUUUUGUUAUUUCUACGCUAUAUAGGUAGCCUAAAGGUUAGAGCGUUGGGCAAGUCACCGAAAGGUCCUGGUUCGAAUACCCGAGCCGACAAUGUGAAAAUCAAUCGAUGUGCCCUUGAGCAAGGCACUUAACUCUAUUUUGCGGCAGGGGCGCCUUACUACUAUGCAAUACCCUGUAAAACAACACAUUUCACUGCACCUAUCCGGUGUAUGUGACAAUAUAAAAACAAAUGAACGCAUAUUUGUGUAGUUGAGUAAUUUUUGCGCAAUUGUGGUGUCUUCCUGUGUGCAAAAGUUAUUGCAUUUGCAUGCAAAGCAGCUUCUAAACAAUGCACAAGGAAUGUAUUGGGGGGAGUUACCGUCAGAGUGAAUAUUAUGGUCAUUGUGGACUUUACGUUAACAAAAGACUAUCAGAACGGAAUGUACUAUGGCUGGGGGUCAAAUAGGCAGCGCUCACACUUUGCUCCAGCCGGGAAAGUCCCAGGCCUCGUGCCAGAAACCACGCGCAGCAACGCACGCCAGUGCGUCAAGCCACCACUAGUAGAAAUAGCUUGAGGGGAAGAAAGUGUGACGCCUAUGAAGUGCUGCCGUUUUCUCAUUCAAAAAUGUAACCCCCUACAUGUCAUAUUCAUGUUCAUUUUUUUGUUGAGUAAUCUGAGCAUUUAAAAAAUAAAUCCCCUUUUUUUUUUUUUUUUUUUUUAAAUCUAUGCAGGCUUCUCCACCUUGCCAUUAUCCAUGAAGCCAAGGACUGUGCAAGGAAGAUGAUAGAGCUGUCAUGCAAUGAGCCUUUCCUCAAUCAACAUAACUACCAGAGACAGGUAAAUACUGCUAAAACCUGCACAAAUAGAUGCAUAGGUAGAAUACAAGGUGUAUGUGUAUGUACGAGAGAGAGCGAGUGAAGUAGAUGCACACAUACAAUAAAAGGUUUGUGUGUGAGACCCAUACUUCCAGUUCCUAACCAUAUCGCUCCUCCUCCCCCAUACAGACUCCUCUCCACCUGGCUGUGAUCACAGAGCAGGCUGAGAUAGUGGAGCGUCUCCUGAAGGCUGGCUGUGACCCCACGCUAGUGGACAGCAGUGGCAACACGGCCCUUCACAUCGCCUGCAGGAAGGGCUCUCUCACCUGCUUCAGUGUCCUCACCCAAACCCAGGGCUGCUCUACCCAGCUCCCAGCCAUCAUGGCCAUGCCAAAUUACAGUGGUAAGAAACGUGUAGUCUAUUUUCUGUUACUUAUUUCAACUGGUGGGGAACCUGUGGCCAUACUGAAACUAAGCAAUUACUAAAUUAAUGUUUAACAACUGCAGUAAUUACAGUUACUACACAACUUAAUGUAAAGUGUUAUCCUGUUCUCUGACCAUUGGUCUUCCUCUGCUCUCUGUUUCAGGUCAGAACUGUUUGCAUCUGGUCUCUAUCCAUGGCUACCUCUCGCUAGUGGAGAGCCUUGUUGCUCUCGGAGCUGACAUCGAUGCACAGGUACGCUAUGCAACAACUUAAGUUUUUCUUCAACCCUACCCUCACAAUAGUCCACUCAUUUCAUUAUGUCAUCCACAUUUAAUAAAAAGCAUUCAAAUGAUGUGUAUUUCCCGUUAACUUAUUUGGCACUUGUUUGUCCCUUGGUGUUACAGGAGCAGUGCAAUGGCCGCAGCCCUCUCCACCUGGCUGUUGACCUACAGAACCUGGACUUGGUGCUGCUCCUGGUCAGUAAUGGGGCGAACGUCAACAGCCUGACCUAUGGAGGUCACACGCCAUACCACCUGACCUACGGACGCCAGAACGCCGCCAUCCAAAGGGAACUGUAUGAGCUGACGGCUCAGGAGCUGAGAGAACUGCCAGACAGUGAGUCUGAGGACAGUGAGGAAGAGGGACAGUCUGAUGAUGAAGAGGUGAGUGUGACUUAACUCUGUGAGUUUGUGAAGCAUCGCUACUGUGUGUGAUUAAUAUGUAGGGUAGGGUUUUGCCAUAUAGUUCUGUAGUGAUACUGAGCUGUGAAAACAGUUUAGCAUAUCUAGCUGUAUGUCAUGAAUGAACCGAGCAGAUUAGAUGUUUUAGAUAGUCAUCAAUUAACUUUGGCUCUAAUCCACCUUCUCCUUUCCUUUAGCAGGUGACAUGUUGGUAUGAUGACAUUCAAUGGAAUGGGCGCAAGUAAGAAGUAGACCACAGAACCUCCAAAGAACAGUAGUACCGACAGAGAGAGAAGCUCAUCUGUGCACAGGCUCUAGCUUUGGUACAGUUGCAUGCCCAGCAGUGGUGCCAACCUCAGAGGAAGAGGAUGACAGAAGACUGGUACAGCAGGGGUACAACACCCCAGACUGACAUAGUGAUGAUGGACAGUGUGAACCAAUGAGAAGAUGCCAAAUAAACAAAAUGGAUGCCAAUAAAUAAGUAUUUAUGGCUCUGAAAGAGACUCAUUAUCACAAAGCAUACAUCCAACCAACGAUGUAAUAACACCUGCAUGUAUUAUACUGUAAAUGGAUGUGAAUACAAAUAUUUAUAUAUUUUUUAAUGCGUAAAGUUUGACAAUAUUGUAAAUGCUUUCCAUUGCUUGUGGAAAGGUAAAGCAAGCCACACACUCCACUAAAUUAAAACAAUACAUGUUUAACAUUGCCUUGAUUUCUAGUGCUUUUCCAUCUGUGGGAGAUUGAUGAAAAAAUACAGUACUUUUU